AUGGCGGGCCGAACAAAUGCGCCCCGCCGGAUGAUCCCGUGGCUAUAUGACCUGGUUCUAUGGCUCUUCACUUUGGCAUUGGACCUCUUCUUCCGCGAGAUAUACCCUCGAGGAGCAUGGAGAAUCCCCGAAAGAGGCCCAGUGUUGAUUGUCGCCGCGCCGCAUGCAAACCAAUUCGUCGAUUCGGCAAUUUUGAUGCACUUGCUCAAAUCUCAAGCCAAGCGACGUGUCUCAUUUCUUAUUGCUCAGAAAUCCAUGAAUGAGCCCUAUAUCGGAACUUUGGCAUCAUGUAUGGGUGCUCUUCCCGUUGUUCGAUCAAUGGACUUGACCAAGCCGGGGAAAGGCAGAAUCUAUCUUGCCGACCCAGAGAAUGACCCGGCCCUGGUAAAUGGCAUUGACACGGAUUUUACGCAAUCUGAAUUCAUGCCAGGUGGCUCGCUUACUGUGAAGGGUCCUGAUGGACCGCAAACAACCUCAAUCGAAGAGAUUAUAAGCCCUACUUCGCUCAAACUUAAGAAGCCAUUUGCUUCCCCUCUCUCUGAUGAUGGCGGCCGCAAAGGCGCAACUUUCAAGAUCGCGCCUCAUGUUGACCAGGGCAAAAUGUUCUCCGCUGUCUACGAGGAGCUCUCCAAUGGAGGAUGUAUUGGCAUUUUCCCUGAGGGGGGUAGCCAUGAUCGAUCUAACUUAUUACCGCUUAAAGCCGGUGCUGCCCUAAUGUCACUCGGAGCUUUGGCUCAGGACCCGACCUGCGGAUUGUCAAUCAUUCCAUGUGGCAUGAAUUAUUUCCACGCACACAAAUUUCGAUCCCGCGGUGUGAUUGAAUUUGGACGGCCUAUUCAUGUGCACCCCGAUCAAGUUGAGGCUUUCAAGGCUGGAGGAACUAGCAAGCGCAAUGCCGUCGGCUCACUGCUUGAGACAAUCUAUGAGGGUCUCGAGUCUGUUACGCAGAUUAGUCCUGAUCAUGAGACUCUCAUUUUGGUUCAGUCUACCCGGAAGCUUUAUAAUCCUAUCAGCAAGAAGAUCCCACUGCCUCUGGUUAUCGAGUUUAAUCGUCGAUUGCUGAAGGGGUACACUCGACACCGAGAUGAUCCCCGAAUCCAAGGUCUUCAGAAGGCCGUGACUGAGUACAACAGGCGCCUUGAGUCUCUAGGAAUCAAAGAUCACCAAGUGGAGUGGGGAAAUCUUGAAGAAAAGCCAUGGUGGCUGAUAUUGAUUACCUUGUUUUAUCGCCUCUCCAAGCUUCUCGUUCUAAGUAUUGGUACGCUACCAGGAGUUUUGCUCUUCUGGCCUGUCUUCGUCACUACAAAGGUGAUUUCCGAAAAGAAAAGGCGAAACGCCCUUGCAGCUUCAGUCGUCAAACUCCAAGGCCAUGACGUUGUCAGUACCUGGAAGAUUCUAGUUGCUAUGGGAUUAGCACCAACUCUAUACGCAUAUUAUACAAUUAUUGUGACCGCGUGGCUCCGUUACAAUCGAUAUGAUGGAUACUACACAUAUUCAGUUCCCUGGUGGAUGGCUGCCAAUACAUACGUUCCGAACUUUGUCUCCUUGGGGGCAUUUUCCGUUACAUUUUUCAUGUUCAUGAUCUUUAUCAGCUACGCAGCUCUGCGCUAUGGCGAAGUCGGCAUGGAUAUCAUCAAAUCCCUCAAACCGCUUCUCGUCGCACUUAAUCCCCUCUCUUCCUCCUCUUUGACUGAUUUGCGAGCUCACCGUGAAGCCCUUUCGGAGCGGGUCACUGAAACCAUCAACGAUCUCGGAUUCGGUAUUAUGCCAGAUACUGAUGCUGAGAUACCCUCUGAUUCAUACAACUUCGAUGCUUAUCAGUCUCGCUUGAAGAGCAUGCCGCCCAGUGAGCCCGAUAGCCGGGAAAGCAGUCGCAGUAGAUCCAGUGGACCUGCCGGGGCUCCUACUAUCAAAGCAUUGAGCUCUAUCAAUUCCGAAGGGGACCUGGAGGAAGUGGAUCGGAAGAUUAAAACUAUUAAGAAAGGCAGAGGCCGACGUUCCAACACUAUCGAUGUCUAUGAGACGGGUGAAUCUAUUUUGAAGUACCAACCACCCGUUGAGAAAGAAGAUAAGAAACGGAAAUAA
Molecule: messenger RNA, 2085 nt
Organism: Penicillium angulare
Lineage: Eukaryota; Fungi; Ascomycota; Eurotiomycetes; Eurotiales; Aspergillaceae
Product: lysophospholipid acyltransferase family protein
Exons: 1
Coding region: 1-2085 (694 amino acids)
Biological process (GO): phospholipid biosynthetic process
Cellular component (GO): endoplasmic reticulum membrane
Molecular function (GO): glycerol-3-phosphate O-acyltransferase activity; glycerone-phosphate O-acyltransferase activity
Source: RefSeq, a predicted model, not a curated record